AUGGCUCUAGCUAAAGAGAUAAUGGGUUCUUCUAUGAUCUUCGAAAGAUCAUCAUUAAUCACGUCUUCGUCUCCGUUUCAAUCUCGUUUCUCCAACAAGAAGAGAACACAGUUCUCGAUCAAUCCUUUUGAUCUGAAACCGAUGAGAGCCACUAACUCAGGCAACAUCGUGGCGGCAAUCAGUGAUGAUUUGGUUAAAACGCUGCGUAUUAACACCGUCGGUAAAAAGCAAGAGAAGAAGGAAGAGGAAGAGAAGGCGGUGAAGUUUAAGGUUAGAGCGGUUGCGACGGUGAGGAACAAGAACAAGGAAGAUUUUAAAGAAACUUUGGUUAAGCAUUUUGAUGCUUUUACUGAUAAAAUCGGUAGAACUGUCGUAUUGGAGCUUAUUAGCACCCAAGUUGAUCCAAAAACGAAUGAGCCAAAGAAGAGUAAACCGGCGGUAUUGAAAGACUGGUCAAAGAAAUUGAAUUUAAAGGCGGAGAGAGUCCAUUACACGGCGGAGUUCACGGUAGAUUCCGCUUUCGGUUCGCCGGGAGCCAUCACGGUGACAAACAAGCACCAAAAAGAGUUUUUCCUUGAGAGCAUAACCAUCGAAGGUUUCGCAUGUGGUCCUGUUCAUUUCCCUUGUAACUCAUGGGUCCAAUCCCAAAAAGAUCAUCCAUCAAAACGAAUUUUCUUCACUAAUCAGCCUUAUUUGCCGAGUGAGACACCGUCCGGUCUAAGAACAUUAAGGGAGAAAGAAUUGGAGAAUCUAAGAGGAAAUGGUAAAGGAGAAAGAAAAUUAUCAGACAGGAUCUACGAUUUUGACGUCUACAACGACAUAGGAAAUCCAGACAUAUCAUCCGAACUAGCCCGUCCAACAUUUGGCGGUCGAGAUUUUCCUUACCCUAGACGUUGUCGAACAGGCCGGUCUUCGACAGAUACCGAUCUAAUGUCCGAGAGACGCGUAGAGAAACCAUUACCGAUGUAUGUGCCUCGAGAUGAGCAGUUCGAGGAGUCUAAGCAAGACACUUUCGCUGCGUGUAGGCUUAAGGCGGUUUUACAUAACCUUAUACCUUCGUUAAAAGCUAGCAUUUUGGCUGAGGACUUCGCUAACUUCGGUGAGAUUGAUAGUCUUUAUAAAGAAGGAUUGCUUCUCAAGUUAGGGAUUCAAGAUGAUAUGUUCAAGAAAUUCCCUUUGCCUAAGAUCGUCACUACCCUACAAAAAUCUAGCGAAGGCUUGCUUAGAUACGAUACUCCCAAAAUAGUUUCAAAGGAUAAAUACGCAUGGCUUCGUGAUGAUGAGUUCGCACGCCAAGCCAUAGCUGGAAUUAACCCGGUCAACAUAGAACGAGUCACCACUUAUCCACCGGUCAGCAAUCUUGACCCAGAGAUCUACGGUCCACAACUUCACUCUGCUCUAACCGAAGACCACAUCAUCGGACACCUUGACGGCUUAUCCGUGCAACAAGCCAUAGAGACUAACCGAUUGUUUAUGGUUGACUACCAUGACAUAUACUUACCAUUUCUAGACCGAAUCAACGCGCUUGAUGGACGCAAGGCUUACGCAACCCGAACCAUAUUGUUUUUGACUCGUCUCGGUACACUUAAGCCUAUAGCCAUCGAGCUAAGUCUCCCUCCUCAAUCAAGCUCAAACCGAAAGUCCAAACGCGUGGUCACACCUCCCAUAGACGCUACCUCCAACUGGACUUGGCAACUCGCCAAGGCCCACGUUGGAUCCAAUGACGCUGGCGUCCACCAGCUUGUGAACCACUGGCUACGUACCCAUGCGUGUCUAGAGCCUUUUAUAUUGGCUGCUCAUAGACAAUUAAGCGCGUUGCAUCCGAUAUACAAACUCUUAGACCCUCACAUGAGAUACACUUUAGAGAUCAACGCCGUGGCACGACAAACUUUGAUUAGCGCGGAUGGUGUGAUCGAGUCAUGCUUCACAGCCGGUCAAUACGGUCUAGAGAUUAGUGCCGCUGCCUAUAAAAAUCGAUGGCGAUUCGAUAUGGAAGGCCUCCCUGCUGAUCUUAUCCGAAGGGGAAUGGCUGUUCCUGACCCAACACAACCACAUGGGCUUAAACUAGUAGUCGAAGACUAUCCAUACGUAAACGACGGUCUCUUAAUAUGGUCAGCUAUCCAAAACUGGGUCCGAACCUACGUGGAACGUUAUUACCCAAACCCGAACCUAAUUCGAACCGACACAGAGCUCCAAGCCUGGUACUCUGAAUCAAUCAACGUAGGUCACGCCGAUCACCGUGACGCCGAUUGGUGGCCGGAGCUUUCCACCGUCGAUAACCUCGUCUCCGUCUUAACCACCAUAAUCUGGCUAGCCUCCGCACAACACGCGGCUCUCAAUUUCGGACAGUAUCCUUACGGUGGUUACGUCCCGAACCGACCACCGUUGAUGCGGCGGUUGAUUCCCGACGAGUCAGAUCCCGAGUUCGCGAGUUUUCUUGAAGAUCCUCAGAAGUUUUUCUUCUCUUCGAUGCCGAGUUUGUUGCAGACGACGAAGUUUAUGGCGGUGGUUGAUACAUUGUCGACACAUUCGCCGGACGAAGAGUAUAUCGGAGAGAGACAACAACCGUCGAUAUGGACCGGAGACGGUGAGAUUGUUGAUGCGUUUUAUGGUUUCUCGGCGGAGAUUGGACGGAUAGAGAAAGAGAUUGAGAAGAGGAAUCGUGAUCCUAGCCGUAGGAAUCGGUGUGGAGCCGGAGUUUUGCCGUAUGAGUUGAUGGCUCCGAGUUCUGAACCAGGGGUUACGUGUAGAGGUGUACCUAAUAGUGUAUCGAUUUAG
Messenger RNA from Arabis nemorensis, 2778 nucleotides. The record is from the annotation of a GenBank genome assembly. NCBI's taxonomy places the organism in Eukaryota, Viridiplantae, Streptophyta, Magnoliopsida, Brassicales, Brassicaceae.